ACAUGAUGAGAUCUACAUCAAUAAUUGUUUUAGCACUACUCUUUGCCUAUACUGGCGCUUUGCCACAGGAUCGUAUUAUCAACGGCAAUGAUGCAGCUGUGGGACAAAUUCCUUUUCAAGUGGGUUUAACACUUAGCGACUCUUUGGAAAACUGGUGGUGUGGUGGUUCUAUUAUAAGCACAAAUUGGGUCUUAACUGCAGCUCAUUGCACAGAUGGAGCCGUUUAUGCAAUUGUUUAUUUGGGUGCCACAGAUCGUACUAAACCGGAAAAAGUUCUAUAUGUAACUAACUCCAAUUUUAUACAACACGAGGAAUACGCAAGAAAACCACAUAUUAUUAAUGAUAUAUCAUUAAUUAAAAUUCCACAAAUAACAUAUACCAAGAAUAUACAAAAAGUUGCUAUUCCGAAAAUAUCAGCAAGUUAUUCUUCAUAUGCUGGUAAUAUUGCUACUUCAUCCGGCUGGGGUAUAACCGAAGAAAAUACCAAUGUCCUACCUACAAACUUACAAUAUGUCCAUUUAAAAAUUAUAACGAACAGUUUAUGCAAUGAAACCUAUCAUUCUACCUUAGUUAACAAAGGAUCACUCUGCACUGCUACUCCGCAAGCUACUACCACAUGUGAAGGUGAUUCUGGUGGCCCGCUGGUGGAUCUUGCCUCUGGUAAACUUAUUGGUAUUAACUCAUUCGUGUCAGGAAAUGGUUGCGAAGCUGGAGAUCCUGCUGGAUUCGUUCGAGUAACAGCAUACUUGAACUGGAUUCGGCAAAAUAGUGGUGUGGUUGGAGUGUAAACGUCCAAUACAACCAGACAAUAUAGUCUUAUACAUGUAGGCAUAUAUAUCUGUAUGUGUAUGUUUGUAUGUGUAUGGAUAUAUAGAACAGCUAACUGUUAAAUAAAGUUUUGUAAUUAAUAAAUAUGUAUUUCAAAUUAAAUUACCUCUGCAGUUAAAUAAAAAUUCAA
Molecule: messenger RNA, 958 nt
Organism: Teleopsis dalmanni
Lineage: Eukaryota; Metazoa; Arthropoda; Insecta; Diptera; Diopsidae
Product: serine protease 3-like
Exons: 2
Coding region: 3-788 (261 amino acids)
Biological process (GO): proteolysis
Molecular function (GO): serine-type endopeptidase activity
Source: RefSeq, a predicted model, not a curated record